AUACGACAAACAAAACUCUGCAAAAAUUUCCCGUUUCAUUCAUUCAUCGGCACUUUACCCGAGUACAAUUUAAAUAUUUGAUCAAAUUAUCAAAAUAUUUACUGAUAUGGGGAAGGGCAUCGCACUAGUCAUAGUGGUGGGCCUCGCAUCAGUCGGACUAAAUUAUUCCGGAUAUUUUACCUCGCGUCCCUCAGAAAUUGUACAAACGAAAAAUGGUAAAGUUCAAGGCGUGAUUAAGGUUUCGAGGGAUGGCCGAGAUUUUUCGGCUUAUCUUGGGAUUCCUUUUGCGGAACCUCCAAUUUCUGAGAAACGCUUUGAGCCACCCGUCCCCGCAAAAUCCUGGACUGGUGUUCUCCAGGUGGAUAAAUCACAUCCGGGAUGUUAUCAAUUUGAGGCCUUGGUCCGAGGGAAAUUUUUAGGCGAGGAGGACUGUCUUUACCUUAAUGUGUUCAAGCCAAUGACAUCAACCAAAGGGCCCCUUCCGGUCAUGGUGUGGAUAUAUGGGGGAGGAUUCUUAGCUGGGAAUACCCGUCAGUACGAUCCAAAAUAUUUCAUGGAUCAAGAUGUCAUUGUUGUUAGCAUGAACUACAGACUUGGUCCUUUAGGGUUUUUAAAUACUGGUGACGCAACUGUUACUGGAAACGCUGGCUUAAAAGAUCAACGCCUAGCGCUGAAAUGGGUCCAAGAUAAUAUCCAAGCUUUUGGCGGCGAUGCUAAGAAAGUUACAAUUUUUGGAGAAUCGGCUGGUGCCGCAAGUGUCCAUGCCCACAUAAUUUCGCCAUCGAGCAAGAACUUAUUCCAUAAAGCGAUCCUGCAAUCGGGAUCAUUGUACUGUCCUUGGUCUAUGAAUGUUCAUCCUGCCCGACAAGUUAGGAAGUACGGGAAGAGGGUGGGUUGUCCACAAAGCGAUAUGAAAGCCUUGGUCGCAUGUCUCAAAGGGUUGAGUGCAAAACAAGUAACGGAGCCAAUCGUGGAUUUCAUGGAUAAAGGUCCGUUUAUAGAAGGAGACGCAUUCUUCGGGCCCACGAUAGAAUCUAAGGAUGCAAUUGAUCCCAUGUUUAUUGAAAAUCCGCGAAUUUUAAUUGAACAAGGGAAGUUCGCCAAGGUUCCCGUAAUGAUGGGGGUCACGAAGGGAGAAGGUGGAAUUAGGACUUCAAGGCUUGACGCAAUGAACAUGGACGUUGAAACCAUGCAAGAAAACUGGUCCAAAUAUGCCCCAAUCAUGUUGAUGUAUGAUCCCAAAAGAACUAACGUUACAGACAGAUUUCGAGAGUAUUACUUUUCUUCACCGCCCUACAAUCACGACACGUAUUUCCAGAACUUUACCAGAAUGAUUUCGGACGGAUGGUUCUUUCAUGCGCUUCAUGGAGCUGUAACCCACCAUAAUAAAGUUGCACCCGUUUAUUUAUAUUAUUACGACUAUGAGGCCGCCCUUCCCUCGAUUUAUAGCGCGAUGAAGGCAGUGGAAUCUUCAGACGAUUGGUUGUUUGCAGAUGCUAGAAUUGCAAUUUCAAUAGGGAAAGAUUUGUUUAAGAGAUAUUACGGCCAUCCAGGUCCACAUGAUUAUGGUGCUUGUCACGCUGACGAGUUGUUACAACUUUUCAAUAUGGAGCGGGCGUUUGAAAUUGGACAAAAAAGUCGGGACUAUCAAUUUUCAAAGGAUCUAGUAAAGACUUUUGUCGAUUUUGCGAAAAGCGAUGACAAUUUGAAAUUCAAAGGAAAAGAAUGGCCAAUUUUGAAGCAGGGUAGCAUCGCAAAUCAGAAGGGUCCACUCCCUUUUAUGUCGCUUAACAAGGAUGGCGGCGUCAUUAACGAGCCGUUUUUUGAAAUUAUACCGUUCUGGAAUUCCCUAAAUAUUAGAGAUUUUAAGGCCAAGGUGGACUGGUGAUGAUAAUAUUUAAAAUUCAAAAAUCAGAUUCUAUAUUUAUUGAAGAUUUAUGCAUGUAAUAUGCAAAUAUUUAUGCAAAUUUGUGAUAUGUACUCUUACAAGUAUGUAAGUAUAUGUAAAUACAAGCAGGGAAAUUAUUAAAAUUAACAAAUAUCAUAUUUGUACAUAUAUAUUACACAGUAAAAGUUAUUUCACUUUCACCUAAUUCUCCUCUCAUGCAAAAUGGUUAGCAAAGUGAGUAGAAUAGUCAUGCAGAUCGGAUAUCCAAUUUCAUAUGGAAAUAUAGCCGAAUGAAAUAAACUCCACCCUCUUGUCAUAACGGAUCGUAGGAUUCGAAUUGGGAAAGUCAAAGGCAGGGAAUAGCAGAAAGGUUGAUACCACCACACAACAGUUUCCACGGGCCAGAGGUUAUCUAUGGGGGUGUAUUUUUAUACAUGUUUGCAUACAUUAGAAAAUUUUUAAGAAAAGAUGUAAAUUUGCUGUAAAAUUUUGAGAUUUUAUGUUUUACCCGAGGCAUAAAUGGCAGACCAAAGGAACAGAAGAGACACAAAUAUUCCUUCAAUCUCGUUUCGAACAAAUCCAGUUAGAAGGUAUGAAACGGAGGAUAACGAUAUGCGAACAAGUAUAAAAAUGAGGCAUAUCGAUGUCCAACUUCCUUUUACUUCAUCGCCACGAUCCCACCAAAUUAGAAGCACAAUUGUGCCGCAAUAUAUCACCAUUGCUGGGAUAUCGGCUAGGUAGUAGGAGAGCAGGAUUUGGUUAAAGUCUACGCCUGUCGCAAGUGUGCGUGAAAGGGUCCUUUCCCUUCGGUCUUUGAUGUGCAAGAGUCCCAUGUAAGUCGACAGGAAACCCCAUGUUCUAAGGGAAAGUUAAUUCAAAUUUGACAAAAAACUUACAUAGGAUAUGCAAAUAUAUUUAUGUAUGUAAAUAUUUUAUCCACAUCAUGAUUCCCAUUGGGGCCAAGAAUGUGUUCCAUGAGUCAUCCAUAUUCCCAUAAAUUGCGUGGAACUAAAAUAUACAAGUUGCAUAUUUAGAUAAAUACAUAAACUCGAGUAGGCAGAUAUAAGAAUGUAUGGAGUUAGUGUUAUCCUAGGAGGUAUUUAGUUGUAAAAUUAAAAAAAAUAGUUUCUAGGAAUUGGAGAAUCCGAAAUUUUUUAGACGCUGCAAUGCCCAAUAAUCACUGGAAAUUGUAUCAAGUAUAGAAUGUCGCGAGGAAGUAUCACAACACGCAAUAUUGCAAGUACGAAACGAAAUAUGAAACCGCAGGAUAUUUGUCUGAAGUAUUUACUGAUCAAUUACUGCUUAAUAAAUUUGUAAUUUUUGUAAGCAUUGCUGUCUAUAGGAAAUUAAAAAUAUUUAAAUAUCUUUUAGUAUUAUGUAUUAUAGGUACCGCCAAUGGUGGUGUGACCAACCUCUGGUCGACAUCGAGUCCAGCAGCGAUUUCUCCAAAUAAUUUCACGACAGCGUUGUACAGGGAUUGCGUAAGAAAACUAUAACGAAUCAAUAUAACGGCGUAGUACCUGAACCUGAGUUGUCUAAUUUGACUGAAAUAUUGGACCCUUCAAUGGUUUCGUUGUCCGAGUGGAUGUUCCAGACAAACCGGUUGUUACUGUGAAAUGUAAAAUUCAACGGAAUUACGACAUAGCCGGAACUUUGCCCCGAUGUGACGCUAUCCAAAGCGUCUGAUUCAGUUGUCAUCUUGACCUUGCAAUGAAAUGAUCCGUAUAAAUUCACAAGCGUAGUUUCUUCCUUGUUUUACAAUGAAGUCGCCAUCGCUCAAACAGGACGGAUUAUUGUUCGUCACAAGUCCCAAUUUUAGUCCGAUUGGAUCGUUUCCAAACAUGUUGAGAAAUAGGAUUGUGUUCCCAAUUGUAAGUAACAAUAUCAUAACCGAUACUCUGUAAUUUAAAUAAAAUUUAUUUUCAAAUUUGAA
This is a messenger RNA of Folsomia candida, 3821 nucleotides long. Its product is annotated as venom carboxylesterase-6. The coding region runs from base 107 to 1888 and encodes 593 amino acids. The record is from RefSeq and is a predicted model, not a curated record. NCBI's taxonomy places the organism in Eukaryota, Metazoa, Arthropoda, Collembola, Entomobryomorpha, Isotomidae. The transcript is spliced from 14 exons.